Molossus molossus (Pallas's mastiff bat) is the source of this 8103-nucleotide messenger RNA. It is a transcript of the gene RERE, whose product is annotated as arginine-glutamic acid dipeptide repeats. NCBI's taxonomy places the organism in Eukaryota, Metazoa, Chordata, Mammalia, Chiroptera, Molossidae. The coding region runs from base 846 to 5543 and encodes 1565 amino acids. Gene Ontology annotation, biological process: regulation of DNA-templated transcription. Gene Ontology annotation, cellular component: nucleus. The record is from RefSeq and is a predicted model, not a curated record. Gene Ontology annotation, molecular function: sequence-specific DNA binding; transcription corepressor activity; chromatin binding. The transcript has 30 exons.
GCUACUGACAGAGUGGAAACAGAGUCUGGUAAGGAGGCUGUUUAUUACAGUAAUACAGGCUGUGGCUGCUAUAGAUUGCGAUCCCUCUGAUGGAUCUUGGCAAAGUCAUUUGAAAACCUUCUGGAAAGGCUUCCCCAUUCUUGGAAAGAGAAAUUGCCACAGCCACCUUGACCUUCAGCAACCACCACCCUGAUCAGUCAACAGCCAUUAAUAUUGAGGUAAAGACUUUCCACCAGCAAAAAAUAUUGACUUGCUGAAGGCUCAGAUGAUGGUUUUUUCACCUGAUGUUGUAGAGGAAAUCAGCAGACCAAAACUAACCAGGCUACCAUAAGUUUAACUUUGGUAUAGUUCGGGAACCCUGGCAGAAACAUGGAAUUUGCCAACCUUUAUCCUGUCCUUUAAAUUUUCCAUCAGAGAGAUUUUCAGUUUUUUCUUUGACAGUGAAAAUCUCUGAUAUUCUCUGUUUAAUGUAACCAUUAACUCUGAGAGGAUGGAAGAUGACAAACCAAUGACAGACACUAUAGAAAAGAAAGAAGAGUUAAACCAUUCUUUAUUGGCUAGGACUUCUGGGAGUUUUACAGGAAGGAAGCUAAGAAGGAAGAUGUCAAACUGUGACCCUCUGAAGGGAGAAGUGUGAUUGGGUUUUAAGCAGAAGAGUACUGGAUCAUUAAUGUUGCCUAUGAUGUUGAACCUGACAAAUGCAUUUUUGAAACGUUGGGGUUGUUGGAGUGGUUGGAUUUUCCCUGGAAUUGAGUGAGAAAUUCAGAAGACUGAAGCCCAGGCUUACUGUCUACCUUUCACGGAGGCCUAGCCGUGAGAGGACAGAAGAAGGCACGUGGCGAAUCAUGACAGCUGACAAAGACAAAGAUAAAGACAAAGAGAAGGACCGGGACCGAGAUCGGGACCGAGAGAGAGAUAAAAGAGACAAAGUAAGAGAAAGUGAGAAUUCAAGGCCACGCAGGAGCUGUACCUUGGAAGGAGGAGCCAAAAAUUAUGCUGAGAGUGAUCACAGUGAAGAUGAGGACAAUGACAACAAUAGUGCCACCACAGAGGAGUCCACGAAGAAGAACAAAAAGAAGCCACCGAAAAAAAAAUCUCGCUACGAAAGAACAGACACUGGAGAGAUAACCUCCUACAUCACUGAGGAUGAUGUUGUCUACAGACCAGGAGACUGUGUGUAUAUCGAGAGUCGGAGGCCAAACACACCGUAUUUCAUCUGUAGCAUUCAAGACUUCAAACUGACUAGUGGUCCCCACACUACGGGUUUUGGAUCCCUGGAUAUCUGCAGAGAUUUUGCAAAGGUCCACAACUCCCAGGCCUGUUGCAGAUCUCCAACUCCUGCUUUGUGUGACCCCCCAGCAUGCUCUCUGCCGGUGGCGUCACAGCCACCACAGCAUCUUUCUGAAGCCGGGAGAGGGCCUGUAGGGAGUAAGAGGGACCACCUACUCAUGAACGUCAAAUGGUACUACCGUCAGUCUGAAGUUCCAGAUUCUGUGUAUCAGCAUUUGGUUCAGGAUCGACAUAAUGAAAAUGACUCUGGAAGAGAACUUGUCAUUACAGACCCAGUUAUCAAGAACCGAGAGCUCUUCAUUUCUGAUUAUGUAGAUACCUACCAUGCUGCUGCCCUUAGAGGGAAGUGUAACAUCUCCCAUUUUUCUGACAUAUUUGCUGCUAGAGAGUUUAAAGCCCGAGUGGAUUCAUUUUUCUACAUACUAGGCUAUAACCCUGAGACAAGGAGGCUGAACAGUACCCAGGGAGAAAUUCGUGUCGGUCCUAGCCAUCAGGCCAAACUUCCCGAUUUGCAACCAUUCCCUUCUCCAGAUGGUGACACUGUGACCCAACAUGAGGAGCUGGUCUGGAUGCCUGGAGUUAAUGACUGUGACCUCCUUAUGUACUUGCGCGCAGCAAGGAGCAUGGCGGCAUUUGCAGGCAUGUGUGAUGGAGGCUCCACAGAGGAUGGCUGUGUCGCAGCUUCUCGGGAUGACACCACUCUCAAUGCACUAAACACACUACAUGAAAGCGGUUAUGAUGCUGGCAAAGCCCUGCAGCGCCUCGUUAAGAAGCCUGUGCCUAAGCUGAUCGAAAAGUGCUGGACCGAGGAUGAAGUGAAACGCUUCGUUAAGGGUCUCAGGCAGUACGGCAAGAACUUCUUCAGAAUUAGAAAGGAGCUGCUUCCCAAUAAGGAAACAGGGGAACUGAUCACCUUCUAUUACUACUGGAAGAAAACCCCAGAGGCAGCCAGCUCCCGGGCCCAUCGAAGGCACCGCAGGCAGGCUGUGUUCAGGAGGAUUAAGACUCGCACUGCUUCCACACCCGUCAACACACCUUCCAGACCCCCCUCCAGCGAAUUCUUGGACCUGAGCUCGGCGAGCGAGGACGACUUUGACAGUGAGGACAGCGAGCAGGAGCUGAAGGGGUACGCCUGCCGCCACUGCUUCAGCACCACCUCCAAAGACUGGCACCACGGGGGCCGGGAGAACCUCCUGCUCUGCACAGACUGCCGCAUUCACUUCAAGAAGUACGGCGAGCUCCCGCCCAUCGAGAAGCCUGUGGACCCCCCACCAUUUAUGUUCAAACCUGUCAAAGAGGAAGAUGAUGGGCUCAGCGGGAAACAUAGCAUGAGGACGCGGAGGAGUAGAGGCUCGAUGUCUACACUGCGCAGUGGUCGGAAGAAGCAGCCAGCCAGCCCUGAUGGUCGCGCCUCGCCCAUCAAUGAAGACAUCCGCUCCAGUGGCCGGAACUCGCCCAGCGCUGCUAGCACCUCCAGCAAUGACAGUAAAGCGGAGACUGUGAAGAAGCUGGCCAAGAAGGUGAAGGAGGAAGCCUCAUCCCCUCUGAAGAGCACCAAACGCCAGCGGGAAAAGGUAGCCUCAGACACAGAGGAGACUGACAGGACCAGCUCCAAGAAGACGAAAACCCAGGAGAUUAGCCGGCCCAACUCCCCGUCGGAAGGUGAGGGAGAAAGUUCUGACAGCCGCAGUGUCAACGAUGAGGGCAGCAGUGACCCCAAAGACAUCGACCAGGACAAUCGCAGCACGUCCCCCAGCAUCCCCAGCCCCCAGGACAAUGAGAGUGACUCGGACUCCUCUGCCCAGCAGCAGACCCUGCAGGCCCAGCCUCCAGCCUUGCAGGCUCCCAGUGGGGCUGCUCCAGCUCCUUCCAUGGCCCCACCAGGAACCUCCCAGCUUCCCACACCAGGGCCCACGCCCUCUGCAGUUCCUCCACAGGGUUCCCCCUCAGCCUCCCAGCCCUCCAACCAGGCUCCACCAGGUCCUGCUUCCCAUGCCCAUAUCCAGCAGGCACCGGCUCUGCACCCUCAGCGGCUGCCCUCCCCGCAUCCCCCGCUGCAGCCUCUGACUGGGCCAGCUGGCCAGACCUCUGCUCCACCUCAUACCCAGCCCCCCCUGCAUAGUCAGGGCCCACCCGGCCCUCAUAGCCUGCAGGCUGGGCCCCUGCUGCAGCACCCAGGUCCCCCUCAGCCCUUUGGCCUCCCUCCCCAGGCCUCCCAGGCAGCAGCUCACCCUCAUACCUCCAUGCAGCCCCCAGCCUCUCAGUCAGCCUUGCAGCCCCAGCAGCCCCCACGGGAGCAGCCCCUGCCACCAGCCCCCUUGGCUAUGCCACACAUUAAGCCACCGCCCACUACACCCAUCCCCCAGCUUCCAGCACCACAGGCCCACAAGCACCCACCUCACCUCUCAGGGCCCUCACCCUUCUCCAUGAAUGCCAACCUCCCGCCCCCUCCAGCACUGAAGCCCCUGAGCUCCCUGUCUACACACCACCCUCCCUCAGCACACCCCCCACCGCUGCAGCUCAUGCCUCAGAGCCAGCCAUUGCCCUCCUCCCCUGCCCAGCCUCCUGUGCUGACCCAGAGCCAGAGCCUCCCCCCUGCUGCUGCCUCCCAUCCUCCUGCAGGCCUCCAUCAGGUGCCCCCUCAGCCCUCAUUCUCUCAGCACCCCUUUGUCCCUGGAGGCCCUCCUCCCAUCACCCCUCCGUCCUGCCCCUCUACCUCCACUCCACUCACGGGCCCUGGCCCAUCGACCCAGCCGCCCUGCGCUGCUGCCGUUUCUUCGGGAGGCAGCACACCUGGAGGGGCAGCCUGCCCGCUGCCCACUGUCCAGAUCAAGGAAGAGGCUCUGGACGAUGCUGAGGAGCCUGAGAGCCCCCCUCCACCACCAAGGAGCCCGUCCCCUGAGCCCACUGUGGUGGACACCCCCAGCCAUGCCAGCCAGUCAGCCAGGUUCUACAAACACCUGGAUCGGGGUUACAACUCAUGUGCACGGACAGACCUGUAUUUCAUGCCUCUGGCGGGAUCCAAACUGGCCAAGAAGAGGGAGGAGGCCAUUGAGAAGGCGAAACGGGAGGCUGAGCAGAAAGCUCGAGAGGAGCGGGAGCGGGAAAAGGAGAAGGAGAAGGAACGCGAGCGGGAGCGGGAGCGUGAGCGGGAGGCUGAGCGUGCAGCCAAGGCGUCCAGCUCAGCACAUGAAGGCCGCCUCAGCGACCCCCAGCUCGGUGGUCCUGGCCACAUGCGGCCAUCCUUCGAGCCACCACCAACCACCAUUGCUGCUGUGCCCCCGUACAUCGGGCCUGACACCCCUGCCCUUCGGACUCUGAGCGAGUACGCUCGGCCCCACGUCAUGUCUCCCACCAACCGUAACCAUCCCUUCUACAUGCCCCUCAACCCCACCGACCCACUGCUGGCCUACCACAUGCCCGGUCUCUACAAUGUUGACCCCACCAUCCGAGAGCGGGAGCUCCGGGAGCGCGAGAUCCGGGAGCGGGAGAUCCGGGAGCGGGAGUUGCGAGAGAGGAUGAAGCCAGGCUUCGAGGUGAAGCCCCCUGAGCUGGAUCCCCUGCACCCAGCCACCAACCCCAUGGAGCACUUCGCCCGGCACAGCGCCCUUACCAUCCCCCCCACUGCCGGCCCCCACCCUUUUGCUUCUUUCCACCCGGGCCUAAACCCCUUGGAGAGGGAGAGACUGGCUCUGGCGGGCCCCCAGCUGCGGCCCGAGAUGAGCUACCCUGACAGACUGGCGGCCGAGCGGAUCCAUGCAGAGCGAAUGGCAUCACUGACCAGCGACCCUCUGGCCCGACUGCAGAUGUUCAACGUGACUCCACACCAUCACCAGCACUCACACAUCCACUCGCACCUCCACCUCCACCAGCAGGACCCCCUCCACCAAGGUUCAGCAGGCCCAGUUCACCCGCUGGUGGACCCCCUGACUGCUGGCCCUCACCUGGCUCGAUUUCCCUAUCCCCCUGGCACCCUCCCCAACCCUCUGCUUGGACAGCCCCCCCAUGAGCACGAGAUGCUUCGUCACCCAGUUUUUGGUACCCCCUACCCCCGAGACCUGCCUGGGGCCAUCCCACCCCCCAUGUCAGCUGCCCACCAGCUGCAGGCCAUGCAUGCCCAGUCGGCUGAGCUGCAGAGACUGGCCAUGGAGCAGCAGUGGCUGCACGCACACCCCCACAUGCAUGGCAGCCACCUACCAAGUCAGGAAGAUUAUUACAGUCGACUGAAGAAAGAAAGUGACAAGCAGUUAUAAGUUAUUUAUUUGUUAACGCUGGCUGUGGAAACCCCAGUUCUUGGGGGGAUAAACAGGACUUUUUACAUACAAUAGGAGCUGCAAAAGUAAAAAGAAUAUCUUCUAAAGAUUUCUUUAUAUAUUUAAAAACCCCACAACUAAAAAUGUAUCAGCAUAAUAGUGUUUGUUUGUAGAGAGGAUUCCUUGAGACUGGUUUGGGUCUCCCUGCAUGACAGUCCCCCAGAAACUUAGUGAGUCCUGGACUGGACUGAACAUUCAGAAAACUUCCCAGCAAUCUUGGGGUUCGGCUUUCGUCUCCUUCCUUUCCUCGACUUCUCAGUAGGUGCUAGAGUCCAGUCACACCCUUCACUGUGCGUGCAGACACACUCAGUCACACGUGUUCCAAACCCCACGAGGUAUGCAGAUAGGCGGCAUAUGAGUUUGGAAUCCAAGAGCUAUAAUUUUUAAAGAAUCUUUUAUUUUACUACAUUGUUGGAAAUCUUCAUAAUUUGAGGAAGUUCUGCAGCACGGCUUUUUACGUGUGUAAAUAAUUUUAGAGCAGCCUUUUUUUCCUUCCACAAACUGCUGUUCCGAUCUAUUUUUUCCAGCCAUGUCACUAAUUGUGAAUUCCUAUCAGCUAUUGACAGAAUACAGAGUUGAUUUUUUAAUAAAAAGUUAUAUAUAAUUAUCCCUUUAAUUAAAGGGAACAGAUGGGCGUUACUAAUCACAAACGGGCAAAAGCUUGGGAGUAGGUUUGGUCGCAGCAGUGAGCAUCCAGGGGUUUGCAGGGACAGUGUUACAAACUGUUUUCGUUUUUGCUGCUUUGGUUUUUCACUUCUGUCUGUCCCUAGCUUGUGCUUCGCCAGUGGUGCAGACAUCUGUUAGAUCGAAUCUCUUGUCAUUUGCACCAGGAGUGCGGGAGCUAAGUGUCCACCCGUUCUGUCUCUGCCGGGUAGAAAGCACAUGGUUCUGUGUGUCUGAUUGCAGAUUUCCUUACAGGUUUCUGUGCACACAUAUUUGAUUGUUCUGGAUGAACUGCCUUUCUUAAUACUCUGACGGUUGCACAAACAUUCUAGAAAAUUCAAGAAAAUGAUUCCCUGCCAAUAACUCAGCACAUAUGUUUGCCAAAGGAAUCUGUUAGUGACCUGCCUUUUCGUGCAUGUCGUUGUUGGUCCUGUCAGUCCCAGCCGUCACCCCACAGCCUGAGGUUGCUUUUCGUGGGGGAGACUCCGGUGUUGGCACAGUUGUGGGUGGUGGCCUGUGUGUCUGCCCCAGGAGCAUGGUGACCCAUGUCAGACUGGGAAACCUUUGAGCCCACCCUUCAUCUUGAAGUGGGAACAGGAGUGGGAAGGCAGGGUUCCCCCAGAGGGGCCACCUCGGCUGUGCUGCAGGGAGGUGCCAUCUGCUUUCUAAGUUGCUGCAGAGGGGGCGCAGAUUCUGGGGCUGUCUGCACCUAUUUCUGCCAGGGUGUGACCUUUUCCGUUCUCAGACUUGAGGGCGGUUUCUGCCGUUGUAUGUGGUGGCCACGUCCAAGAAUUGUCAGACGAGAUUAUUUCUGUGGGUCAGUGGAUGUGAAGUGUGUCCAGGACCUGAGCCACAUGGGUAGGAAGAGAGGUUGGCACUUUGCUCCAGAAACCAGCAGGUGUUAGCUCAGAUCCAGGUUCUGGACUCACACGAGCAUCAGGGCAUUUCCAUCUCUCUGAAACCAUGUCUGAUUUCAUUUGGGACAGGUAGCGGAUUGUUCUGCGUGUUGAAAAUGUUCGUAGUUUUCUUUUGUUUUCUUUUCAUUCCAUUUCUGCCUUAAAUUUAGCUCCCUACAGGGGAGACAAGCUCAAAUGAACCCUUUGUCAUCAUACUUGUGGCUGUGUUGGCAGGGGCGUUUGUUUCCUCUGGGGGCAGUGACCUGCCAUCGGGGCAGGCUGCCUCCUGUGGCUCCUGCUGCCCCGACUCCUGCACCUGCCCCACCUUCUCCCAUCUUUUGUUUUUCUUCUGCUAGAACACAAUGCCUACCAAUCAGUUAGGCCUCUUUAUCUCCUCUCUCCAGUCUCCAUUUUCCAAAGAAGAGAGAGAGUUUAGUACUUUGAAGUCUGUAUUAAAAAUUGUCUGAAGGCGUUUUCCUGUUAGGUUUUGGUUUUCCCCUCACAAGGUGAAGCACUGAGAUUCUUCCAUUUAAAGACCCUCACUUGGUCAGCUACAGUUUAGGAAGCCCGACCUUCACGGUGUCUUUGAAGCCCGACCCCUUGGUUUCCUUUUGGGUUUUCCUUCCUUUCGUUUGGAGUUUGUUUGCUUUCUGUGUUCUGUAUGUAUCUUGUUCAAUGUUGUCAAGGUUGGUUGAGCGUCACGUUUCACCGCAGCAGCAGCAGCAGAGCAGAAUGUACAUUCUGAUUUGCUACGUUUAUAUAUAUCUUGAAGCUAAAUGUAUAUAUGAGUAGUUUGCCAUGAGAUAACACAGUGUAAACAGAGUAGACACCCAGAAAUCGUGACUUCUGUGUUCUCUCCAUUUGAGUAUUUUGUAAUUUUUUGGAAAUAUUUGUGGACAUAAAUAAAACCAAGCUACACUACAACAGCUGGGUGUCGACCA